Rotaria sp. Silwood2 is the source of this 1074-nucleotide messenger RNA. The record is from the annotation of a GenBank genome assembly. Lineage: Eukaryota; Metazoa; Rotifera; Eurotatoria; Philodinida; Philodinidae.
AUGGAUUCCGAUUUAAAUACUCUUUCAGACCAUGUCCAUCAAGUCGAAACUCGUUUUAAUAAAUUACGCGACGAAAUUAUUUCAAAGUUAUAUGAAUGUAGUGAUUGUAUUAAAUCAACUAAGCAAUUAUGUCAUGAAACAACAGAAAGGAAUAAAAUUUUAGAAAAUAAAUUACUUAAUGCAUCAUAUGAAGAACAAGAAUGGAAAGAUUUUAAAGUGAAAUUAGCAAAAACAUCAGCUAAUGGUAUGAUCAUUCUCAAUGUAGGGGGUGAGAAAUAUACCACAAAUGUUGAGACAUUGACACGUGAAAAAAAUACAUUCUUCACCACACUCUUCUCUGAACAAUGGCAAAUCGAAAGAGAUCCUGAUGAUAAAAGCAUAUUCAUCGAUCGAAAUGGUAAAAUUUUUGCUCAUAUUCUUGAAUAUUACCGUACAAAUAUCGUUCCUGAUUAUGUGAUGAAUGAUAAAUCACUUGUAGAAAGUCUUAUUAUUGAAGCCGAAUAUUAUCGCUUGCAUAGUCUACUGGAGAAAUUAGGCGUCGUUUAUUUUCCUAACGGAUCAUUACUUGAACUAGCUCAUCAGAAAAAACUGAAUAAAUUUUAUGGUGAGAUUUAUCAAAGAUGGGAAUUGAUUUAUAAAGCAUCACACGACGGAUUUGAUGCCAAUGCAUUUCAUUCACGUUGUAAUCAUCAAGGACCAACAAUGACAAUUAUUAAAUCAAAAGACAACUAUCUUUUUGGAGGUUAUACAGCUAUUCCAUGGACAUCUGACAUUUCGUACAAGAAUGAUACCUCAGCAUUUUUAUUCACUUUGACUAAUCCUUACAAUAUUCCAUCGACGAAAUACCUGAUUAAUCCUGCUCAUACAGAAUAUGCAGUUAGUCAUCACAGUAAAUAUGGUCCAACAUUUGGAGGUGGUCACGAUGUACACUUAGCAAAUGGUAGCAAUGCAAACAAUAAUAGCUACGUGAAUUUUCCUUAUUCAUACCUCGACACAACUAGCAAGGGCAAUAAUACAUUCACUGGAGCCCGAAAUUUUACCGCAUCUGACAUUGAAGUUUUCAAAUUAGUUUAA